AUGAAUGACGGGCGAAAAACGACAGACUACGAUGUUGAACUUGGACUCAAAUGUGACAUCAAUGGUGAUUUCAUCAACCAGAACGCACCCCCAACACCCCGAACCGAAGCAUUACCCACCAACUGGACCCCAUAUGAAAGUCGUGUUGCAUUUGAGACAGCUGAAUUCCUCUUUGCAUGCAAUCAAAUGUCCGCAGGGCAGAUUGAUACCCUUCUUGGCCUCUGGGCAGCAACACUCGUCAAACAUGAAGAUUUCCCUCCAUUUGCCACCCACCACGGCUUAUACAAUACCAUCGACUCAACUCCACUUGGUGACAUCGCUUGGGAGAGUUUUUCGAUGUCGCAUAAGGGAGUCAAGCCAGCGGACAAUAUUCCGCCAUGGAUGAAGGCUACAUACGAAGUAUGGUUCCAUGAUCCAUGCCUUCUUGACAAAAUUGCCAAAGAUCCAGAGAUGCACAAAUCGACCUUUGUGCCUCUGAUUGUCGGAAGCAACAAGACUACAGUAUUGGUGGCUACAGGACAUACCGAGUACCAUCCGCUCUAUCUCUCCAUCAGAAACAUAUUCAACAAUGUUCGACGUGCACACCGUAACAGUAUGGUAUUGGUAGGGUUUUUGGCUAUUCCAACAAAACAUGCAGACGACGACGACUUUCGUAACUUCCACCGGCAAUUAUUUCACUCCUCGCUCGCAAAUAUAUUCAAGUCCUUGAAGAAAUACAUGACGACCCCCGAUGUCGUACGCUUCAUAUAUGGGUUAGGACUGUAUAUAGCCAAUUAUCCAGAACAAGUCUUACUUUGGGUAUCGUUACAGGGUGGUGUCCGAAGUACGUGUUUAAAUAAUUGCAACAAUCUUGAUGGCAAUGGAUUACUCUGGUGCAGAGAGCACACUGACUUACUGGUUCAAGAACUCCAGUACAGACAGUUGUGGUACGAGUACAGUGUUGUUGAAGACGUUAUGCUGUUCACGAAUGAUUUUGCUCGUGCAGAUAUACACGAGCUUCUUUCCCCCAACAUCCUACACCAAAUCAUCAAAGGGACCUUUAAGGAUCACCUUGUUGAUUGGGUGGGAGAAUACUUAGAGCAUGUGCAUGGUCGUUCGUGCGCAGCAGAGAUUCAGGAUGAUAUUGAUCGAAGGAUAGCUGCAGUCGCCCCUUUUGCAGGUCUGCGGCGUUUUCCAGAAGGGCGUGGAUUUGCCCAGUGGACUGGUGAUGAUUCCAAAGCUCUGAUGAAGGUCUAUCUACCUGCCAUCAAGGGCCAUGUCCCUCAGGAUAUCAUACACGCAUUCAGCGCCUUCCUUGACUUCUGCUAUAUCAUCCGACGUGAGGCACUGACAGAGGAUGAUCUUGUACAGCUUGAAGAUGCCCUCCACCGCUUCCACCAGUAUCAUGAGGUGUUCAGGACAACAGGAGUUAGACUCACCUUCUUGCUUCCACGUCAACACUCUUUACAGCAUUACUCUCGUACGAUCCGGCUCUUUGGAGCCCCCAACGGUCUUUGCUCGUCCAUAACGGAGUCAAAGUACAUCAAGGCUGUCAAAGAGCCCUGGCGCCGUUCUAGCUGCUACAAGGCGCUAGGCCAAAUGCUACUGACAAACCAACGUCUUGACAAAAUUGCUGCUGCACAGAGCGACUUUGAGGCUCGUAAUAUGCUCCAUGGAUCAUGUGUAUCUGAUGCUUUACAAGCACUCAAAAACCAUAUGUCUUUAGAAAUUCUAUUGAAGUCUUCCAAUAUAGGAGAAGCAGCUGAGGCUAUUGAGGGACCUGCUGCCGAUGCUCAUGUAGAGCUCGCUGCAAAACCAGUAUUAGGCGGUCCACAUGAUAUCCCUGCACUUGCACUCGAACUAGGGCUUCCAAGCUUGCCUACCAUGAUCCAACGAUUCCUUCACAACCAGCUUCACAUUGCGGACCCUGAGCCUCCCACAUUCAAUCCUGCUACAGCACCAACAUUUCUGGGCCGUAUUUCGGUUUUUAGCUCAGCGGCUGCAUCAUUCUAUGCCCCCAGUGACCUCAGCAGGACUGGAGGCAUGCGACACGAGCAUAUUUGUGCGACGACCUCAUGGCGAGGUGGCCCUGCUCGGAAUGGUUGUGUCUUCAUUAGUAUAAAUAAUGAGGUCAGUUGUGUCUUGGAUGGACUUGUUGUCGCAAGAUUAUUGCGUCUUUUUAGCUUCAAGUACCGGACAGAGUACUUGCAAUGUGCCAUCAUUUUGUGGUUCUCAUAUAUCACUGACAGUCGAGAUCCUGACACCGGGAUGUACAUUGUUGCACCAUCGACCAAUGAUGAUGGCACGCCAGACAUCUCGAUUAUCCAUAUCGAUUGUAUAUUCCGCGCAGCCCAUCUGGUUCCUCUCUACGGCGCUAAUUUCCUGCCUCGUGAAAUCACCCUUCACAACAGCUAUAACAUGUUUUAUGCAUUCUAUGUCAACAAGUACGCCGACCACCAUGCAUUCGAAGUAGCAUGA
Suillus fuscotomentosus is the source of this 2457-nucleotide messenger RNA. RefSeq lists its product as uncharacterized. The transcript is spliced from 11 exons. The record is from RefSeq and is a predicted model, not a curated record. The coding region runs from base 1 to 2457 and encodes 818 amino acids. NCBI's taxonomy places the organism in Eukaryota, Fungi, Basidiomycota, Agaricomycetes, Boletales, Suillaceae.